Messenger RNA from Sciurus carolinensis (gray squirrel), 1108 nucleotides. RefSeq names its product phospholipid phosphatase related 1 (gene Plppr1). The coding region runs from base 48 to 1025 and encodes 325 amino acids. The transcript has 7 exons. Gene Ontology annotation, molecular function: phosphatidate phosphatase activity. Gene Ontology annotation, biological process: signal transduction; phospholipid dephosphorylation; phospholipid metabolic process. The record is from RefSeq and is a predicted model, not a curated record. NCBI's taxonomy places the organism in Eukaryota, Metazoa, Chordata, Mammalia, Rodentia, Sciuridae.
AGUCUGGACAGUUCUAGACGGUACAGUCUUGCUACAUGAUCUGAGAAAUGGCUGUAGGAAACAACACUCAACGAAGUUAUUCCAUCAUCCCAUGUUUUAUAUUUGUUGAGCUUGUCAUCAUGGCUGGGACAGUGCUGCUUGCCUACUACUUCGAAUGCACUGACACUUUUCAGGUGCAUAUUCAAGGAUUCUUCUGUCAGGAUGGAGAUUUAAUGAAGCCUUACCCAGGGACAGAGGAAGAGAGCUUCAUCACCCCUCUGGUGCUCUAUUGCGUGCUGGCUGCCACCCCAACUGCAAUUAUUUUUAUUGGUGAGAUAUCCAUGUAUUUCAUAAAGUCAACAAGGGAAUCCCUGAUGGCCCAGGAGAAAACAAUUCUGACUGGAGAAUGCUGUUACCUGAACCCCUUAGUCCGAAGGAUCAUCAGAUUCAUAGGUGUGUUUGCAUUUGGACUUUUUGCUACUGACAUUUUUGUAAACGCCGGACAAGUGGUCACUGGGCACCUAACACCAUACUUCCUGACAGUGUGCAAGCCGAACUACACCAGUACAGACUGCGGGGUGCACCACCAGUUCAUAAACAAUGGGAACAUUUGUACGGGGGACCUGGAAGUAAUAGAAAAGGCUCGGAGAUCCUUUCCUUCCAAACAUGCCGCUCUGAGCAUUUACUCCGCCUUAUACGCCACGAUGUACAUCACAAGCACAAUCAAGACGAAGAGCAGUCGACUGGCCAAGCCAGUGCUGUGCCUCGGGACCCUCUGCACAGCUUUCCUGACGGGCCUCAACCGGGUUUCAGAGUACCGGAACCACUGCUCAGACGUGAUCGCGGGCUUCAUCCUGGGCACUGCGGUGGCCCUGUUUCUGGGAAUGUGUGUGGUUCAUAACUUCAAAGGAACACAAGGAUCUCCUUCCAAACCUAAACCCGAGGAUCCCCGUGGAGUACCCCUAAUGGCUUUCCCAAGGAUAGAAAGCCCUCUGGAAACCUUAAGUGCUCAGAAUCACUCCGCCUCCAUGACUGAAGUCACCUGAGCUGAUCGAUGUGACACAAGCUGGGUUUUUUUUUUUUUUUUUUAACCACCUUCCAAUUCAAAACUUCAAAACACACAGUUACU